This is a messenger RNA of Rhizophagus irregularis DAOM 181602=DAOM 197198, 698 nucleotides long. NCBI's taxonomy places the organism in Eukaryota, Fungi, Glomeromycota, Glomeromycetes, Glomerales, Glomeraceae. The record is from RefSeq and is a predicted model, not a curated record.
AGCCAAACAUAUGUUAUACUUUAUUUUUUGCACUAUAUAAUCUGCAUACAUGAUCGCCUAGUAUAAUUGUGAAAUGCUUCAUAUAUAUGAAGAGAAUCACUAUGCAUGAUCCGUCUAUUCUGGGUUAGAUCCUCCAAUAUUGUAUAACUAUUUUAAUAAAGUAUUUCAGGAAGAUCAAUGAAGCGAUCUUGGGGAUUCUUGAUUCCUAAAUACUAUAAUUACGGCUUUGAAAAUUUCUAUGCAACAGUUAUCCAGCGAGCUUACAGGAAUUACAAGAAGAGACUCGAAUCUUUGGCAAAACGAAUUUGGGAGGCGGUGAGGAAUGAUGGUACUCCUGAUAGAAAGAAACUCUUAGGUAUAACUCCUCGUGAUACUUAUCCCGCCCCUUCAUGGCCUACAAGAGAUGAUGAGUGGAUAAUUGAGAAGAAAUGGCAAUUAUCUGUGAGAUUAGCUAAUGUAACAUAUGGUAUUGUUUUUAAAAAAUUAUACCAGCGAGGCUAUAUAAUCAUUAGAGGUUCGGAUUGGUCUAACCAACUAAAGUGGCUACAGAAUCCUGAUUAUUAUCGUAUUGAUAAAGAUAACAUUGAAUAUAUCAUUAGAGUUACAGAAUGCGAGAAAUAUAAGGCUAAUUCAUGGAGUAUAAAAUCAAUCUGUGAGCGUGUUGGAUUAUAAUUCUCGCGGUGUCAGAUCAUCAGAUC